AAUUUAUUGCUGCUAAAGGUGCCUCUACAAGACUGAUGAUGAUUUUUCUAUUACAAGCAAAAGCAAUACAAAGGGACAGAAUGGGACACCUAAUGUGCUGAUUACCCCUUUAGUUUUUUUCCUCUUACGUGAAAAGUACUGCGUCAAACAAAGUUGGUCCGCUAGCGUCCAAACAUAAAGAGGCUGAAGGUGGCGUGAAGAAGCGCUUUGAACAUAUCUGGAGAGAAGUUUGGUCGUCUCUAUGAGCCGCCUUCAGCUGGAAAUUACGGGUGGGCCUUGAAGGCAGCAUUAAUCCUCGCACCUUUUCAUCACAGAGGUGAUUCAUUUGUUUGAGUCGCCGCCGCUGGGGUGGCAUUGGAGCUUUCUCUGAGCUCGGGGCAGAGGAUAACUGCGUGUUUUUACUGCGUGGAGACAGUUUCUGUCCGCUCCUUUUACAUUUCCCUGCAUGGGAGACAUCCCAGCUUCAAAAAUGAGCAGUUUGAACGCGUACAAAGAACCAUUUGACAGAAGCAGCUCUGAACCUGUGGAGGACACAGACACCACCAGCUUUGUGGCAGAAUUUUCCUUGGAGGCCAAUUAUCCCGUGCAAGUAACAGAUCCCCACGCAGACGCUGUGACACUGCACCUAAGUUCGAUGCCCUCGAGAUACCUGAGUCCGUCCUCAGAAGACAGAAUAAGACAGCCAGUUGAAGAUGUGGAAGAAUGCACUUGCCCCACUUCUUCUUCACCAGACUAUCCCAAAGAACUACAGUUUAUAACCAACCCCUGCGAGAAGUGCUUCUGCCCGGCACCCCCUCCCAAAAUCAGCGACCUCAUGAACGACAAAGAUCUGCUGGACUUGCUGCGGCUCAAAUUGGAUCCAAACCACUGCACCAUCAAAAACUGGAAAAACUUUGCAAGUCGUUGGGGGAUGAGCUAUGACGAACUGACCCUGCUGGAGCAUCGGACCCAGGGCUCCUUGUCCCACAGCCCCACUCAGGAGUUCCUGUUACGCUACAACCAGAAGACGGUCACUGAGCUCACUGAACUUUGCCGCAUCUAUCAGCGCAUUGAUGUGCUGCGACUGCUGCAGAGCUGGAUAGAGAAGGAUUGGCCAUCGCGCUGGCAACACACACAUUAAUCAAUUUGACUCUUAAUCUUUCAGGGUUGUACUUGAUUUCCUAAUUUUCAUAAGCUUUGAUACAUGCUACCAGUUUUUUUGUAUCUUUAGUAAAUGACCUUGUGAAAUGGAUAAGACAAUGCUGUAGAAACUGUAGGGAACAUUGCACAGUACUGACCUCAUGCUGUUCUGGAUAUAGUGAAUACAAUAGAAAGUCACAGAUCUGAUCAGUGCAUGCAGAUCACCGAUAUAUUUCUUACGAUGAAAGUUGUGUGACCUGACAACAGCACACUCGGAGCAGUGUUAAAAAUUCGCAUUAACUAAAUCAGAUGCAGUUGGAUUAUUCAAAUUCAAGCGAUGAUGUUGAUGUCACUGCUGCAAAAUUUCAUUUUCUUACUUUCUGUCAGUUUUUCAAAGGCUGUUUAGAUAUUUGCUAAAACCUGGGCAGAGGCAGAAACAUGUCACUGUGCAACUCAACAACAAGAACACAAGUUAAAGGACAAAACACGGAGUUGGACACUGAAAUAGCUUCACCGUAACUGGACCGUUUUAUACAUAGUGAUUCACUGACUUGUUCACAGGGACACAGCGGUCCCCAGCCUUUGUUUGCUCCACUGACCGGUUUAAGGUCAGACAAUAUUUUCACGGACCGGCCUUCAAGGUGUGGCAGAUAAAUACAACAAAAUAAAUGAUACGACCGAGACAAAAGCUGUGGGAUUUUGUAAAUAUAACAAUAAACGCAAAUUCACUGUGUAACUUCA
Oreochromis aureus is the source of this 1860-nucleotide messenger RNA. RefSeq names its product EDAR-associated death domain (gene edaradd). Bases 446 to 1120 code for a protein of 224 amino acids. Gene Ontology annotation, biological process: signal transduction. Gene Ontology annotation, molecular function: protein binding. The transcript has 7 exons. NCBI's taxonomy places the organism in Eukaryota, Metazoa, Chordata, Actinopteri, Cichliformes, Cichlidae. The record is from RefSeq and is a predicted model, not a curated record.